Syzygium oleosum is the source of this 983-nucleotide messenger RNA. RefSeq lists its product as uncharacterized. The coding region runs from base 312 to 755 and encodes 147 amino acids. NCBI's taxonomy places the organism in Eukaryota, Viridiplantae, Streptophyta, Magnoliopsida, Myrtales, Myrtaceae. Gene Ontology annotation, molecular function: dynein intermediate chain binding; dynein light intermediate chain binding. The transcript has 2 exons. Gene Ontology annotation, biological process: microtubule-based process. Gene Ontology annotation, cellular component: dynein complex. The record is from RefSeq and is a predicted model, not a curated record.
AAACCAAUCACUCCUCCUCCUCCUCCUCCUCCUCCUCCUCCCAAUUGGCGUUCCAACGCGUCGCUGUCUGAACCUUGGAACGACUCGUUACAGAAACACUCGACCCGUCGAUGUUUACCGUAUUUUUUUAAAACCAAAGCUAUUGGUUUCUCUCUCUCUCCCUCUCUCUCUCUCUCUAUUUGCUCCUAGUCCCUGUGGAGUGGGUGGUUGUGAUACCACGAUAUGUUCUCAUUCUGUCAAACCCAUUUCCCGGUCAAAGUUCCAAAAACUUCACACCAACUCUCUCUCUCUCUCUCUCUCUGUCUAAAAACAUGGAGAAGAAGCAAGGCUGCCUGAGCGGAAAAGAGAAGCAAGUCAUUCGGAACGAUCAAAUUCAUCAACGGGACAAGGUGGAGAGACCCGACAAGUCCCCGAAAGAAGAAGUGCUGCGGCUGGCUGCGACCGCGGUCAGCUUCAACAUGAGGCUGAGGUCGUCGGACAUGCCCGUCCACAUGCAAGAGCACGCCCUUCGCUGCACCCGAUCCUUCCUCGACUCGUCCCCCGGCCUCCGUCCCAACAACACCCACUUGGCUCGCGCUCUCAAGAAGGAGUUUGACUCGGUGUACGGGCCGGCGUGGCACUGCGUGGUGGGGAAGAGUUUCGGAUCGUUCGUGACUCACUCCCCAGGCGGCUUCCUCUACUUUUCUCUCGACUCGCUGUCCGUUCUUCUGUUCCAGACGGUGGUUCAACUGGUCACGGAACCGACCAGGUCGUAGACAAAUUUUGACUCGCUUCUCCUUGUCGGUAUUGAUUCUUGAAAAUUUACGCCAAUUGCCCAAUCGAAUUCGAUUAGUGGAAAGCAGGAAUUUUGUAAUUUUCUCGUGAUCCACAGGCUUUUUGAUUGUUAUGCUCGCCUGCGAUACGCGAUAUCUGCUGUCAAUAUGAGAGGGGAAUGCAAUAUGCAUGUAGAUGAAACUCAAUUCGCGUUUUUGUUUUUUGGUUUA